CGUGGUAUUCCAUGGCGUGGAGGAAUCGCAUUUUGUUUAACCGCUCACCUGCUGAAGACCCUCGGGACUGAUUCUGGGUAACUGUUAUAUAAAAUGGAGUGGCCGUCCUACCUGCCCCUCAGAACCUCUCUGUACAUUCAACCAACAUGAAGCACAUCCUGACGUGGAGCCCGGUGGUUGUACCUGGACAAACAAUAUACUAUUCUGUCCAGUACCAGGGGGAGUACGAGAGCCUGUACCUGAGCCACAUGUGGAUCCCCAGCCACUGGGACUCGCCUAUCGCAAAACCUGAGUGCGAUGUCACUGAUGACAUCACUGCCACUGUGUGGUACAACUUCCGGGUCAGUGCCACGCUGGGCUCUCAGACCUCAGCUUGGAGCAUCCUGGAGCACCCCUUUAAUCGAAACUCAACCGUCCUCACCCCACCCAAGACAGAGGUCACCAAGGAUGGCUCCCACAUGGUGAUCGAGCUGGAAGACCUGGGGCCUCACUUAGAGUUCAACGUGGUCUACUGGAGGAGUGAGCCCGAUGCCGAGGAACGCAGCAAACUGAUAAAGAAUGGCGGCAUUUCUGUGCACCUGCAGACCAUGGAGCCGGGGGCCAAGUACUGUGCAAAGGCCCAGACACUCGUGAAGGCCAUUGAGAGGCGGAGUGCCUUCAGCCGGGUGGAAUGUGUGGAGGUUGAAGGAGAGGCCCUCCCCCUGGCAUUGGCCCUGUUUGCGUUUGUGGGCUUCCUGCUGACCCUUGCGCUUGUGCCACUCUUCAUCUGGAAAGUGGGCAAGGUGCUCCGGGACUCCUGCUGCCCCACCGUGGUCCUCCCUGACACCUUGAAAAUAACCAAUUCACCCCAGAAGUUAAUCAGCAGCAGAAAGGAGGAAGUGGAGCCCUGUGCCAUGUCUGUGCUGUCUUCUGAGGACCUCCUCAGGGCCUGGAUCUAACGGGCGUGGGAAAGCGCAGGCGGAGCGGAGCACCAGGUGUGCACAACACUGGAGCCGUGAAGAGGAAGGCUGUGUUUCUGUUUUCCUCCGUGGACAAGAGGCAAGGGAACAAGAAGAGCCUGUCCUGUCCUUGCCUACAUGCAACUGUCCGAGGCAGAGAGCUUCAGUGGACAGAGAGAGCAGUGACUGAAGGUCAGGAGAUAUGAACAUGACAUCGGAGUCGGCUGCCAUUCACUAGCUGAAAGACCCUAGAGAAAAUGACUUAAUCUGUCUGGUCCACCAUUUUCUCACCUGUAAAAUGGGAUUAACUAUACAAAAAACAUACAUAUGUAUAUACAAGUGCAUGUAAUCAUAUAUGCUAGCACUUGUAGGACUAUAGAAAACCAUUAUGCUCUGUUUAGCUUUUCUGGGGAGUAAGAUAUAAAUGCUCAGGAACUAUCAAACUCAUGACUGUACACACCAGUUGGCUUAGAGACCCUGUGUCCCCAGGAAACAGGGAAGAGGAGAAGAAGGGUGAGUGUAAUGCAGAGGUGACUUGUUCAGUAAAGUGCACAGUUCACGAUCUUGGUGGGGGGUGUGCAUACCCCACUGAAAAUGAGUGGCACCUGAUUCUGUGGGGACAAGAAAUAUUGUGAAGUGUAACAUACUGUGCGCAUUGCAGGCCACAGGUAGAAUGUGAACGUGAGGCUGAUAAUAGGUGUGGUGCCUUCUGUGUUCCUUUUUCCUGUGGAAUUGUUAAUGCAGGGAACACAAAUGGAGUAGGGUGACCCUCGGUCAUCUUUUUGUCAAAAAGUGGUCUUUCGGGUUUGUGUUAAGUCAUUAGCUGUGAGUUCAAAGCAACCCGGGAAGGAUGCCUAGGGCAUGUCCUAAAGCAAGGAGGAGAGUAGGACCAGUCCUCACCCUGCAGUUCAGGGGCUACCUGGGUUUGGGGCCUUCUAGAGAACGCCCAACUGAAGCAGUGGUUACAGACCCACCCGGUCAGGAAAAUGGUGAGUCUCUCCUGGGGACCUCAGGAAAUGUCAUUGGGACCCUCUCCCCCUUGAAAAGGGGCCCUGGUGGCAUUGUGGUUACCAGAUGGGCUCUUAAUCCCAAGGUCAGUAGUUUGA
This is a messenger RNA of Echinops telfairi (small Madagascar hedgehog), 2044 nucleotides long. RefSeq names its product interleukin 20 receptor subunit beta (gene IL20RB). Gene Ontology annotation, molecular function: interleukin-20 binding. NCBI's taxonomy places the organism in Eukaryota, Metazoa, Chordata, Mammalia, Afrosoricida, Tenrecidae. The transcript is spliced from 7 exons. Bases 147 to 938 code for a protein of 263 amino acids. The record is from RefSeq and is a predicted model, not a curated record.